Lottia gigantea (owl limpet) is the source of this 786-nucleotide messenger RNA. RefSeq lists its product as hypothetical. The transcript is spliced from 3 exons. NCBI's taxonomy places the organism in Eukaryota, Metazoa, Mollusca, Gastropoda, Lottiidae. The coding region runs from base 1 to 786 and encodes 261 amino acids. The record is from RefSeq and is a predicted model, not a curated record.
AUGAUUUUGUUAAUAGAUUGUUCUACUGCUGUAGAGAAAACCGAACAGUUUUAUUUUGAAAAGGCUGGAUGUUUUAAUGGUGGUCACCAGAUCUCUGAAGAUAACUGUCAAUGUGUUGAUGGUUAUAUCGCUGAGAAAUGUCACAGACUUAUGUAUGAUUGUAAAGAAGGGUUUGGUGCCUAUCCUAAACACGAACUUCGACUGAAAAUUCAACCGAGUCCAACAGUAGAACCGUUCAGAGUUCAUUGUCAGAUGAAUUAUGGUGGACGAUCGUAUUUUUUAUAUCACGUGUCGGAACAUACGAAGCUGAACCAAUCGUGGAGCGACUAUCGACAAGGAUUCGGGGCUCUGACUGGCGAUCAUUGGCUAGGAUUAGAUCACCUUAGUAGUAUAGUCAAUGGUCGAGCAGCUCGUGGCGUACCAGCAAAACUUACCUUUGAAACAAUAGCAGGCGGAGCACAGUUGACAGGAUCCCAUUCAAAUUUCUUGAUAGGAGACGAAACGGAUGAUUACAAGAUUGAAUCCGUCGGAUAUUAUUCCGGAAAGCUCACUGACUGCAUGACGGAUCUCGUCGGAUCAACGUUCGCUACUUACGAUCACGGCAGCGACAACGGAAUGAGCUGUGCGGUACAGUACGGUGGUGGAUGGUGGUUUGGAAAUGCAUGUGCGCCUUGUAAUCCAGUAGGUGUAUUCAGCUCUGAUGGCGAGCGUCUAAAUGUGACCUAUGAAAAGUUCUGGUCUGAAGUAGAAUCGAGUCUUACAAGAAUUAAGGCCUGGAUUGAGUGA